CUUCCUUCUCGCUACACCCGCCCUCUCGCUGCGCCUCGGCCGGCUGGCACCACCACGCCUGCACAUCCACCUCGCCACGCACCACGCAUCCAGCGCCACGUCCGCUCCACCGCUCGUGCCUGCCACGCCUGCAGCAGCUGACGGCGCCGCACCUCCUCGCGCCGGCGCGCGUCCUCGCUGCCCAUGAGCGCCUCGGGCUCGCGAGCCGCCGCAGGAGGCAGUGCAAGCCGCGAUGUGCCCUCGACGCCCGGCACGCCGACCAUCGCGCGGCCCUUCAGCCCCGCCGCGUCCGAGGUCGGCAGUCUGGCGUCGGCGAGCCUGUUCGGCGGCGGCGCCAGCGCGCGCUACGGCGCAAACUUCGGCGCCGGCCUCAGCUCCACCAACCUGACGCUUAGCGGGCACUCGACGCCCAGUGCUCAGGGCCUGGCCGGCUUCAAUGCCAUCUCGACGGUGCUCAACGACCCGCGCAAGCCCUCACGGCCCAUCGAUCCGUCCUCGUCGCGCUACCCCGCCAUCUCGACGUCACAUACAGAGCUGCCAAAGGUGCCGCCAGGCGCAUUCGCCGCCUACCUGCAGAGCGUCAAGCCGGCGUACGCGUCGCUGCAGCGCAACAAGCGCCUCGGACAUGCUGGGCGCGCUCGCCUGACCGCAGACGGUGCCGAAGCGGCGGAUGGGACAGAAGGCGACGAGAGCGGCCGGGCAAGCCUGGAGGAGGCGCGCAACAUUGCGACGGGCGCGCGCAAGCUGCCGCCGCUCAGUUCCGUGCCGCAGAUCUUCUUCUCGGAAGACUUCAACCUCGGCAACCCGUACACCUUCGACCUGGUCACCGAGCGCUACAAAAGCGUCGCCGACCACGGCCCGGGCGAGAUGCGCGGCGGCGAGGCCGACGACGGCGGCGUGUACGACGUGGCGCUCAACCAGAUGCUGCAGGAGAAGCUCUCGUACUACUCGGACGUCGUCGAGCAGCACCUUAUCCUCGAGAUCUCGGCACGCUCAACGUCCUUCUUUGCUGCGCUUGGCAACCUGCAGGACUUGAGCUCUGAGGCUGCCGCCUGCCUGACGCGCGUCGAGGCGCUCAAGGCAGAGCUGCAGGAGCAGGACGAGCAGGAGGCCAAAGCCGGCCUGCGCAUCGUGCGCGAGCAGGCACGACGGCGCGAGAUCGCAGAGCAGAGCGCCGCCGUCGAGGCUGUGCGCCAGCUGCUCGAGCAGCGCGACCUGGCGCGGCUGCUGGCGCAGGGCGGCGAAUGGGAUGAGGCGCUCGAGGUCGUCACGGCAUUGCGCGAUGUGCUCGAGGGCAGGCGAUCGCUUGGAGGGGCAGAAGACGGGUCCACAGCCGGCCUGCCACUCGGCAUCAACAUCGAGUUCUCUGCCGUGCCGGCGCUCGCCGCUAUCCUGCCGCAGCUCAGCGAGCUCGAGGAGAUGGUGGGCGCACAGCUAGAGGCGGAGCUGCUCAACGUGCUUGAGGCGGACCUUGGGCGGCGCAUUGGACGCCCAGAGGACGUUGCGGACGCCAUGCCGCUGAGCGCCAGCAUCGUCGACCUGCGCGAGGUCGUGCAGGCCGAGGCUGUCGCAGAUGGUGGCUCUGCGCCACAUACGAAUGGGACCGCCUCGCCGCCGCCGCCGGUGGACUCGAUGCCACCAGAAGACCGCACCCUCCUCAACCGCGUCGAGCCGCUGCUUGCCGGCCUCGUGCGCACCGGCAAGGUCGACGCACUGCCAGCGGCAUACCGCAACGUCGUACUCCGAGCCGUGCGCCAGACACUGCGCUCGCACAUCACAGCCGAGCAGUCGGAGGAGGAGCUGGAGAAUCUGGCUGCGCUGCUCGAGGACGACGAUGCGGCGUCAGGUCGCAGUGAUGCGCGGGCGGUGCCCGGCGGCUUUGCGGCCGCGGGAAAGCUGCGCGAGCUGGAGCACGAGCGCUUCCUGCGCCUGGCGGACACACUCUUCGACGGCUUCCUCCGUGCGCUGCAGGCUGUCGAUGUGCACUCGCGCAUCGUCGUGCGCGCCCUCACCGAGGCUGCCAAGAAGGCGGACAGCUCGCUGUCAGACAACGACGAGGUGCACAUGCCCUUGGGCGUGUCUUCUGGGCUGCCUCUGCAGCUCUCAUCGCUCGUGCACGACGCCACGUCAUUGUCGCAUGUGCUCGCAUCGCGGCUCCUCUCCCUGCGCGCCAGCACGCACGUCAAGCUCUCGCUGCCCGCCUUUCUCGCGCUCUUCCACCUCACGUGGACGUUCGUGCUGCGCUCCGAGACGCUCGCGGCACGCAUGGUCGUCGGCCUGCGCGGUGCGAUCUUGAACCAGGCCAAGAGCUGGCUGGUGCAGUUCCACCGCGAGCGGAUAGAGGGCGCCGCCAAGCGCGUCGAGGAGGAGACUUGGGGCCAGGCAGAGGUGACGCCGUUCGACCAGCGAGAAGUCAACCUCAUCGUCGACAGCGCCACGGGCGACCCUGCCGCCUUUCUGCUGCCUGCGCGUGCGGGCGACGAGGACGCCGCGCCGGCAGACGCCGAGAAUUUCAAGACGCUCGAGAUCGAGGAGAAGAGCUACUUUGUCGUCGGAGCCAGCACGCACGUGCUGCGGCUGCUUGCAGAGUACCUCCGCGUCGUCAUCAACUUGCCGCUGCUCACGACUGAGGCGAUGGGCCGCGUAGUCGAGUUCCUGAAGCAAUUCAACUCGCGCACAUGUCAAGUCGUACUCGGCGCCGGCGCAAUGCGCUCUGCCGGUCUCAAGAACAUCACCGCCAAGCACUUGGCGCUAGCGUCGCAGUCGCUCUCCAUCGUCAUCACGCUCAUUCCCUACGUGCGCGAGACGGUGCGGCGGCACCUCAGCCAGACGCAGGCCGUCAUGCUCAUCGAGUUCGACAAGCUGCGGCGCGACUUCCAGGAGCAUCAGUUCGAGAUUCACGCCAAGCUCGUUGCGAUCAUGAGCGACCGCCUCACCGUCCACUGUCGCGCCCUGACGGCUAUUGACUGGAAUGCGCCGCUGCCGACGCCUCUGGAGCCCAGCAAGCCGGUGCAAGACCUCGUCAAGGAAACGGCCACGCUGCACAAGGUGCUGUACAAGUAUUUGCACGGCCCGACUGUGGAGCACGUCAUGGGCCAGGUCCUGGCCUCCAUCGACAAGCGCCUCGGUGCGGAGCUGUCAGCUGUCGAGGUGAAGGGCCCAGAGCCGCACCAGCGCAUGACGGAGGACAAGGCGCACCUCGAGAAGAAGCUUGGCACGCUAAAGGGUCUGAGCUGGUCUGCAGAGGACAUCGACGCUGCCGUAGCCGGCAAGACCUACACGCCUCCGCCUGCACCGGCGCCCGCGCCAGCGAAGGACACCCCUGCGCCAUCAGCGUACAGGGCUCGCAUCCCUCUGUUUGGCCGCAAAGCUGCGACCAACGGGCGGACAUCGAUGGACUCGACUGGCACGCCCGGUCGCACUUCCCUCGAUGGGCGCGCAUCUCUGGAUCAGAGCGCCGCCCAGGCUCCGGCCCUGGCAUCAGACACUGUGGCCGAGACGAGCGAGGCUGCGGCCCAGAGCGGCGAUGUCUCGAGCUCCUCGCCGCCGCCAGAACCGCCAGCCAAGGCUGAGGCGUCGGACGAGCCUGCCUCUUCGAACGCUGAGCAGAGCGAGCCUCCAACAGAGGCCGCAGCUGCAGAGCCGCCGGCCGCCGAGAGCGAGGCCGCUGAGACAGCAGCGUCGACAGCCGACAACGUCACUGUGGCCACGGACGACGGCCCAGGCAUCUCUGCUGAAGUGCAGGCGCCAGGCAGCGGAGAGGACGAUGCGUCUCCCGCGACAUCUGCGCCAGCCGCUGGGGCUGGUCCUGCGCCUCCGUCGACGCCGUCCAAGCCUGAGAAGACUGCAGCGGAGAUUGGCUCGGCGCCUCCGUCGCCGGCGCCAGUCGUCUCAAGGCCCUCGACGCCUGCGGCUGCAGCCUCUUCCCCGCCCUCAGCUGCCGCCACUCCAACUUCGCCGCCGGCUCGCGCUCCUCGCAUGACGCUGCAGCAGCGACUGGCUGAGGCGGCACGCAAGCGCGAGCGCGCGGCUGCUGGCGGUCCGAGCUCGUCGGACUCAGCGAUGAACGUGACCAGCCCGCCGCCGACGCCCUCCAAAAGCUCGACCCUGCCGCCGACGGAGGCUGCCAGCGCUUCGCCGGCCUCUGAGCCGGAGGCGCCUGCCGCCGAGAAGGCCGCCGCUGCCGCCGCGCCCAGCGCCGUCGCCGAGAUUGCCUUUGAGCCAGAGCAGUCCAUUGCGACAGCGGCAGAAGUGGGCAACGACGCGCCCUCCUCCGCAUUAGACGAGCGACCAGCUGCCGCCGCCGGUGUCGCCAGCGAUGCACCGGCCGCGAGUGAGCCGCCGGCACCGCCCAGCAAGGAGGAGAGCGCCGAGCCGGAAGCGACAGCACCUGCAGCGACGAUCGAUGCAGAUACGCCCAGCGAGCCAGCGAGCGCAGCCGAAGAUGCAGCCGUCGCUGUAGACGCUGCGCCGCCUGCAGAAAGCAAGGACGCUGCGAAUGAGGAGCACCCAGCGCUUAGCGACAUCGCAGCCCCACAAGCAUUUCAGGCGGCCGAGCUGGACUCUGCUGCGACUGCGGAAGACGCAGUGGAGCCUAGCGCUGCACCAGAAGCAGACGCUGCAGAGGCGGAGCUGCCGGCACCGGGUGCAACGCCGACGGGCGAGGACGCCAUCGCUGCGGAUACAAGCACAGGCGAUGCCGAGGCUACAGAGACGUCAGCCGAGGCCGCGAAAGAGGAUGCACAAGAUGGCAAGACAGACACCUCAUGAGGCGGAAGAGGGUGCCUGAGGCUUGGAAUUAGAUGGGCGUCCUCACGGCUAGGCUAAGAAGGGUGCUCGCGAGACGUGUGAAGGUAGUU
Molecule: messenger RNA, 4859 nt
Organism: Tilletiopsis washingtonensis
Lineage: Eukaryota; Fungi; Basidiomycota; Exobasidiomycetes; Entylomatales
Exons: 5
Coding region: 184-4770 (1528 amino acids)
Biological process (GO): Golgi to vacuole transport; retrograde transport, endosome to Golgi
Cellular component (GO): GARP complex
Molecular function (GO): syntaxin binding
Source: RefSeq, a predicted model, not a curated record